AAAAGUUUUCUUUAUUUUGAACACAAAUAAAAAGAAGCAAAAUAUUUUUGUAUCAACAAUAACAUUUGGUCCUUAGAACCAACGAUAGUCUUUCUUUUUAAAAAUGGAAAUUUCAAAAAAGAUUAAUUUUUCUGAACUGUGUGAAAAGCUUGAAAAGAUUCAAUCAAGCCCGAACAUUGCCCAAAAAGAAAAGAAAACCAAACAAGUCAUCGCUUCCUUCUUAGAAUUUAGUAAACAAUUCCUUAAGGAUAAUGGCAAUGAUUGUAAUUCAAGUAUUUAUUGUCUGCUGAGGUGUCUUAUACCUAAAUCGGAUAAUGCCAGGGACAGCUAUGGCAUUCAAAUUCCAACACUGGGGAAAAUUUACAUGAAAAUUCUUCAUCUAGCUCCAGGAGGCACUGAUGAGCGCCUGUUGCUUCAACAAAGUCACAGUAACAGCCCACGUUCCGAACAUUCAGACUAUGCAGAUAUUUUGUACAAGGUCCUUAAGCCCCGCACGACAAACACACCAAGUGAAUUAACUCUAUUUGAUGUUAACGCAAUGUUAGACACAAUUUCUUCAGGGAAUCGCAAAAGCAUUGAAAACACCCUAACCAGACUUUGCGAAACAGCAUCUGCUCUUGAACAAAAAUGGUUUAUCCGUUUGCUUCUCAAACGAAUGAAUCUAGGGAUCAGUGAAACAAGAAUCUUUUCAAUGCUUCAUCCCAAAGCGAAAGAGUUUUUUACACGAUGCUCAGAUUUGAAGGAAGUAUGCUUAGCCAUAGAACGUGGUGAUGAGUUAUGCUUAGAAAAGGUUAUAGCUCCAUUUAAUCACAUCCGACCAAUGUUAUGUGAACGUUUGAAAACAGAAAAUUUGUACGAUAUGUUAGGCAAUGACACUUUAUAUGCAGAAACCAAAAUGGAUGGUGAACGUUUUCAAAUGCAUAUGGUCGAUGGACAGUUCAAAUAUUAUUCUCGUAACGGUGUUGAUUAUACCAAAAGCUUUGGAAAUAACGAACACAAUGGUAACUUAACACCUCUGCUGGUUUCCUCGUUGGAAAAACAUGUCAAAAAUAUUAUCUUGGAUGGCGAGAUGAUGGUCUGGGAUAAAAUAUCAGCGUGCUAUCGUGUAAAGGGUGAAAACUUUGAUGUAAAGCAUCUUGAAGUAGGCACAAAUCUACGUCCUUGUUUCGUAGUGUAUGAUCUGAUUUAUCUGAAUGAUAAAAGCUAUGUCGAAAAACCAUAUGCUGAACGAGUUGAUAAGCUGAAAUCCUGUUUUAAAGAAGAAACAGGUGUAUUGGAAUUAGGAAAAAGAACAAAACUUUGUACACUUCAGCAUUUUAUGGACAUUUUCAAUGAAGCAUUGGAUGCAAAUGAAGAAGGAGUCGUCAUCAAAAUGCAUCGAUCUCAGUACAAACCUGGAUCUCGUAAUGGAGGAUGGUUUAAAGUAAAAGCAGAUUACAUAAAAGGUUUGGUAGAUGACAUGGAUAUGCUUAUUAUGGGAGCAUACUUUAAUCGCACCAAAUCUUACAUCAAUAGCUACUUAGUUGGGGUUAUGCAAGGAGAUGAAAACAAUGCAACAUUGCAUUGCGUUGGAAAAGUAGGAAGUGGAUUAUCGUUGGACGAGAGAAUAACUUUGAACUCUAGUCUCUCUGCGAAAUGGAAAAAAGGAUUUACACCUAAAACAAUGAUAUUCGGAAAUUUAAGCCCAGAAGUAUGGAUUGAACCUAAAGAUUCUGUGGUACUAAAGCUAAAAGCAAGUGAACUAUCGCCAGCGUCUUCAUUUGCAACACCGUACUCUUUGAGAUUUCCACGAAUACAAGAAAUUAGAAGAGACAAACCUUGGUUUGAAUGUAUGACGCUAAAAGAGUACGAGGACUUCUAUCAGGGCGAUCAUGGAGUUAAAAAAAUUAACAAGCGUGAUCUAAACGAUGAAGACAUGACAUCUGCAAAGAAACCCAGGACCAGUAGAACUAAGACAUCGACUUCAACAACCGUCUAUUCGAAUAAUUUCGAUGGAAAUCAGAUCACAGUGGAGUCGUCUAUUUUUGAAGAUUUUAAUUUUUGUAUUCUGAGCUGCCUGCGAGGCUGUCAUUCAAUUAACAAUCUUAAAGAAUUAGUUAUAAGAAAUGGCGGAAAAAUCGUAGAAAAUCCUUCACCAACAGAUUACAAAUGCAUCUGCAUUGCAGGUGACAUUAACUAUCGUGUUAAGAACCUUUGCGAAACCGGUCUUUACAAUGUUGUUUCCUGUAAUUGGUUAGUUGAUACCGCUGAAGAAAAGCGCAUGCAAUUAAAACCUAGAGACAUGAUAAGUACAACAGCUGAAAUGAAAGAACAAUUUAAGAUGCUUUUUGACGAUCAUGGGGAUUCCUACACUGACCAUGUUGAUGAAGAUGAAAUGAGAAGUCUUUUAAAUGCAUUAAAUUCCAAAAAUUUACCUGUGCUGCAAGAAAAUGAGAUGACAUCACUCGAGGAGGAAAUAUAUGAACAAAACUCUCCGAACUUCUUCCGCAAAUUCAAUGCGUUUUUCUAUAACCAAGCUCCAAAAGAUACCCUGUCACAUGCGGUUUCAGUUGCUAAGUUAAUGUUCCAAUGGCGAGGAGGUGGCUGUCCAGAUAUCUCAACGCUGGAAGGGGAAAAGAGAAUUAAAUUUGUGUUUGCUGAUGUAAAUGAAAUUAAUAUGAAAGAACUUGAAAUGUGGUUCCUAGCGACAUUCACAAAACGGCUGCUUAAAGUUGAAGUUGUAUCCAUUGAUUGGAUAACUAAAAGUGAUGCCGAGGACAGGAAAUUGCCAAUUGAUGAUUAUGUAAUAAAAUUCUAAUUAUAAUUUAAGACAUA
Molecule: messenger RNA, 2814 nt
Organism: Eupeodes corollae
Lineage: Eukaryota; Metazoa; Arthropoda; Insecta; Diptera; Syrphidae
Gene: DNAlig4
Product: DNA ligase 4
Exons: 9
Coding region: 104-2797 (897 amino acids)
Biological process (GO): nucleotide-excision repair, DNA gap filling; DNA recombination; double-strand break repair via nonhomologous end joining
Cellular component (GO): DNA ligase IV complex; DNA-dependent protein kinase-DNA ligase 4 complex
Molecular function (GO): DNA binding; DNA ligase (ATP) activity; ATP binding
Source: RefSeq, a predicted model, not a curated record